This is a messenger RNA of Microtus ochrogaster (prairie vole), 2297 nucleotides long. It is a transcript of the gene Myc, whose product is annotated as MYC proto-oncogene, bHLH transcription factor. The record is from RefSeq and is a predicted model, not a curated record. Lineage: Eukaryota; Metazoa; Chordata; Mammalia; Rodentia; Cricetidae. Gene Ontology annotation, molecular function: protein dimerization activity; DNA-binding transcription factor activity. Gene Ontology annotation, biological process: regulation of DNA-templated transcription.
AGGGUCUUAGCGGCCGAGGACCCCAGGGCUGCUCUGCGCACGGCCACCUCCACCUCCACUCUGUUCCCCUCCUGCCGCCAGAAGGGCAGGGCUUCGCUGAGCCUUGGCGGGAAAAAGAACCGAGGGGUGGGAUCCCAGUGCAGUAUAAAAGAAGCUUUUCGGGGCGUUCUUUCUGACUCGCUGUAGUAAUUCCAGCGAGAGACAGAGGGAGUGAGCGGGCGGGUUGGAAGAGCACAGUGUGCAGAGCCGCGCUCCGGGCGUCCUGGGAAGGCAGCUUAGGAGUGAGAGGGGCUUUACCUUCGGGCCUGCCGCCCCCUGCCCCAGAUCUCCGGCUGACCUUGCACCAGCGGUCUCAACCCUCGCCCCCUCUGGGAAACUUUGCCCAUUGCAGCGGGCGGACACUUUUGCACUGGAACUUACAAUCUCCGAGUGAGGACAGGACUCCCCAAGCGCCGGGGAGAAAAUUUUUGUCUAUUUGGGGACAGUUUUCUCUGCCUCUGCCCUCGAUCCGCUUCCCUGAAAGGAGCUCCUAGCGCUCUUUGAAGGCUGGACAUCCUUUGGGCGGUGGAAAAUCCGCAGACAACCACAACGAUGCCCCUCAACGUGAGCUUCGCCAACAGGAACUAUGACCUCGACUACGACUCGGUGCAGCCCUAUUUCAUCUGCGACGAGGAAGAGAAUUUCUAUCACCAGCAACAGCAGAGCGAGCUGCAGCCGCCCGCGCCCAGUGAGGAUAUCUGGAAGAAAUUCGAGCUGCUGCCCACCCCGCCCCUGUCGCCCAGCCGCCGCUCGGGGCUCUGCUCUCCCUCCUAUGUUGCGGUCGCUGCGUCCUUCUCCCCAAGGGAGGACGAUGACGGUGGCGGCGGCAACUUCUCCACCGCCGAUCAGCUGGAGAUGGUGACCGAGCUACUUGGAGGAGACAUGGUGAACCAGAGCUUCAUCUGCGAUCCUGACGACGAGACCUUCAUCAAGAACAUCAUCAUCCAAGACUGUAUGUGGAGCGGCUUUUCGGCCGCCGCCAAGCUGGUCUCAGAGAAGCUGGCUUCCUACCAGGCUGCGCGCAAAGACAGCGCCAGCCCGAGCCCCGCCCGCGGGCACAGCGGCUGCUCCACCUCUAGCCUGUACCUGCAGGAUCUCACCGCCGCCGCGUCCGAGUGCAUUGACCCCUCGGUGGUCUUCCCGUACCCGCUCAACGACAGCAGCUCGCCUAAGUCCUGUACCUCGUCCGAUUCCACAGCCUUCUCUCCUUCCUCUGACUCGCUGCUGUCCUCCGAGCCCUCCCCACGGGCCAGCCCCGAGCCCCUAGUGCUGCAUGAGGAGACACCGCCCACCACCAGCAGCGACUCUGAGGAAGAACAAGAAGAUGAGGAAAUUGAUGUGGUGUCUGUGGAAAAGAGGCAACCCUCUGCCAAAAGGUCGGAAUCAGGGUCCUCCCCCUCGGGGGGCCACGGCAAACCUCCACACAGCCCACUGGUCCUCAAGAGGUGCCACGUCUCCACUCAUCAGCACAAUUAUGCAGCGCCCCCCUCCACGAGGAAGGACUAUCCAGCCGCCAAGAGGGCCAAAUUGGACAGUGGCAGGGUCCUGAAACAGAUCAGCAACAACCGCAAAUGUGUGAGCCCCAGGUCCUCAGACACAGAGGAGAACGACAAGAGGAGGACGCACAACGUCUUGGAACGUCAGAGGAGAAACGAGCUGAAGCGCAGCUUUUUUGCCCUGCGUGACCAGAUCCCAGAGUUGGAAAACAACGAAAAGGCCCCCAAGGUAGUUAUCCUCAAAAAAGCCACCGCCUACAUCCUGUCCAUCCAAGCAGAAGAACACAAGCUCAUCUCAGAAAAGGACUUACUGAGGAAGCGGAGAGAACAGUUGAAACACAAACUCGAACAGCUUCGGAACUCUGGUGCAUGAAUUGACUUCUCAGCGAAAAGGAGCCUGAAUCGCCCGUGACUUCUCACUCCUUACUCAGGGAGAGUAGGGAGAAUGGUUCCUUCUUAGAACUGAUAUCGGCGCUGGACUUCAAAUGCAUGCUCAAAGCCUAACCUCACAACCUUGGCUGGGGCUUUGGGACUGUAAGCUUCAGCCAUAAAUGUUAACUGCCUCAAACUUUAGGCAUAAAAAGAACUUUUUUUUUAUGCUUCCCAUCUUUUUUUUUCUUUUCCUUUAACAGAUUUGUAUUUAAAUUGUUUUUAAAAAAAAAUCUUAAAAGUUUACCCACUUUACCCAUGUAAAUAGGACCCUUAAAUGUAAAUAACUUUAAUAAAACGUUUAUAACAGUUAUACAAGAUUUUAAGACAUGU